AACAAAAUCAUAAAACCGGUUUUCUGUUUUCACUCUCAUCUCUCUCGGUUGUUUUCUUCGUCUACACAAACCCUAGCCCAGAAAGUGUGUGAUUUCGACUACGUAGCCUUGAAUAUGGAUCAAUUCGGUGGAGGAAACUGGAAUAUGAUCCCAACCAUGCCAACUCAUAGCAACCCUACCACGCCAUCCAACCAGGAUCAUCUAUAUCUCCAGCAACAGCAGCAAUUUCAACAGCAGCAACAAUUUCAUCAACAACAACAGUUUCAACUGCAACAACAACAGCAGCAACAACAACGGUAUCAGAUUUCUCAACAACAACAGCAGCAACAACAACAACAACAACAACAGCAACAGACUUCACAAUCACUGGCUUCGCACUUCCACCUCCAAAACUUGGUGGAGAAUUUAGCAGAUGCGAUUGAGAAUGGAACUCGAGAUCAGCAUUUUGAUACACUGGUUACUGAAUUGAGCAGCCACUUUGAGAAAUGCCAGCAGCUCUUGAACACAAUAUCUGGAUCUAUUGCCACCAAAGCUGCGACGGUGGAGGGGCAAAAACGUAAAGUUGAUGAAGCUGAACAAAUGCUAAAUCAAAGAAGGGAACUAAUUGCAAAGUACAAAAAUUCUGUUGAAGAACUUACAAAGUCUGAUUUGUAAGUUACUUGAGUAUAUCAAGAAAGUAGGGUGUCUCUGUUAAAAUCUUGCUUGAGAAAAAUGAAUAAUAGUUACAUUUAAUUGGAUGUUUUGAGUGUAAAUCUUCACUAAAUGUGAGAAAUGAAUUUAAUUGGAUGUUUCUCAAAUAACAAUUCUAGUAUGCCAUAUCGUUUUAAUUGGAUUCAUAUCAAAUUAUGUUAUCAUUAA
This is a messenger RNA of Lactuca sativa (garden lettuce), 858 nucleotides long. It is a transcript of the gene MED9, whose product is annotated as mediator of RNA polymerase II transcription subunit-like protein. NCBI's taxonomy places the organism in Eukaryota, Viridiplantae, Streptophyta, Magnoliopsida, Asterales, Asteraceae. The record is from RefSeq and is a predicted model, not a curated record. Gene Ontology annotation, cellular component: mediator complex.